Molecule: messenger RNA, 2232 nt
Organism: Patiria miniata (bat star)
Lineage: Eukaryota; Metazoa; Echinodermata; Asteroidea; Valvatida; Asterinidae
Exons: 4
Coding region: 99-851 (250 amino acids)
Molecular function (GO): sequence-specific DNA binding
Source: RefSeq, a predicted model, not a curated record
CUGUCUAUAGUGAUAUCAGGGCUAGGCUUGACAACAGCCAUCAUAAUCAUCAUUUUCUGGCUAUACGGCGUUUUGGCCAAUGCGCGCCACAUAAAAAAAUGGCGAAAUGCCAAGUGCCCGAGUGCUUCAACCGGCGCGAUAAGGACAAAGGCAAGAAGAGUUUCUUCCGCAUCCCCGACCCGGCCAAGGGGUACCGGGACCUGGCCCAGAGGUGGCUGACCAACAUCGGCUCGGGUAGGCAGGUGGAGGGCUUCGUCUUCUCCAAGAACAAGCUGGUCUGUGAGGACCACUUUGAGGUGACGUGUUUCAGGGAGGAUCUGCAGGCCCGGGUGCUUGGUUACCGGCCGGCGCGCAAGAAGCUCAAGCCGGGCUCCGUGCCAACCAUCUUCGCGAGCUGUCAGGACGGGAGGCGGGACCCGCAGCGACUCUGGCCCAGUCAGCAUCUCACGGUUGGCCGCAAGAGUUCCAAAAUACGUUCCAGGCUUAAACCAGACCUUUCACUUCCGGUUCCGGGUGAACUUCAAUCGAUUUCCAGUUCUGUCUACGGAGCCGGUGAGAUGAGCGGGCCAGCGGAACCACCGCCCUCCCAGGCACGUCAAUUACCAAAUUCCUUGCCAGCUGAGAGCACGAUGGGAGACCAGGAUGACUUCACGAGAGAGCCGGGUACCAGGCAAAUUCUGACCCCUGUGGUCAGUGCUGCUAUGAGUCCACCUGACACAUUGAAUCUGGCUCCUGGGAACCACCUCAAAGUUCGCCUGGUGGAAUUCGCCGACAAGGAGGUGCAGACGGAUCCCGUUCUUAUCUUGCCGAUCAGACGAUACAACUGUUCGCAACGCGACAGGGUGUCAUAGGCCAAGGGUCAAAGGGUGAAAUGGAAUCCACAGUAACACCAAAUCCAUAAGACUGGAAUUAGGUACACAUCAACGCAUUCUCAUCAUAAGAUGUUCUUUGCUUUAAUUUAUGUACAAAAUAUCUUACAUAGUUAUACUCUGCCAAACAAAAAAUAAUGUUGACUUCAUAUUGUGCAAUUUGUUUUUGAAAUGUAUUUCUUGAUAACAUUCAAACAUUUCCCGUUGGUGUAAAAUUCAAAUAUCUGCCUAUAUAAUAGCCUGUGAAAUUUCUAAUAAUUGGGCAACAAUUGUACUUAAUAAGAGUAAAUAAUUCCAUUCUAUUCCAUCAGCCGUUACUAUUUUUAGACAUUGAUCAAUCAGAUACAAAAGAGCACCUCAUUUUUUUUUUGCUGCUAAUUUUCACCCCAGUGCCUGGCAUUUUUUUCCCCAGUCAAGAUUAAAGGCAAAACAGUGAGGUGGCCACAUUUGAACACUAAUAUAUAUCCCAAUAUUGACUUCUGUGCACAUUACAACUCUGAACCUGGUACCAUUUUCUAUCCACCCUAGCAUAUCAAGUAAUCCAAUAUGUCAUCGUCUGCUCUAAUAUACUGAGAGUAAAACAAACCACAAGUAUAAUGUGCCAGCAAGUAAAAUCAAAGAUGCAUUUUCACAACUAAAAGGUAAUAUACAACAUUUUCUUUUGCUGUAAUUUUCACAGAUGGAUUUAGGGGUUAGUGUUUUACAGCAAAUAUUGUUACACUAACCUGUUUAAAGGUUUGAGUUCAUAGAUGCUGGAAAAACCAACAAAAAAAAAUAUGCUAUUCUUGUAGUCUGGUUCCCUGACCCUACUUUGACGAAACGGAGCAAUUUAUAGACGUUGCGAAAUUGUCAUGUCAUUGGGAAUUGAUACAAAAAUUCCACUUUUCUUGAAAAUGCAGCACACCAGGUGCCAUGAUUUCACAGUAUGCUUGAGACUAUUAUUCACUUACAUUUAUUUCAUAAUAAGUUGGUAAUUUUGUUUUUUGAUGUUUGCAAAUGUUGUAUUAUUACCUUUAAGCGUCAAACUGACAUAUUUAUCCACAAUUUGAAAUUCCACAACCGUCAUCUGCCCAGACAUCCUACUUCACCAUCAAUGAUUCUAACAUCCCAGAACCUGAUUUUUGUGACAUUUUGCUUAAGGGAGAUUCUAAAUCACAAACUUUUGUACACAAUUCAUUUCUCGUGCAGUUGAAUAUAAAUGUGUGUGGCAGUACAAUUACAAAAUGAGUCUGUAUUGAUGAUUUCUUUGAAAUGUAAUAAAACAGAAAAUGCUGAUAAGUAUAAACAAAGUAGCUGUUGUUAACUGUUGAUAUAUUGUUUGUUUCUUUUCUUCUGCUUUUUUUUUUUGGGGGGGGGGGGGGGA